Messenger RNA from Funneliformis mosseae, 255 nucleotides. The record is from the annotation of a GenBank genome assembly. Lineage: Eukaryota; Fungi; Glomeromycota; Glomeromycetes; Glomerales; Glomeraceae.
AUGUCCUCCAACAAUAAUCAAUCAAGCUCCAGGAAUGAUCAAUCAGAAUUUCAGGAAUUACGUACCCUUCGUACACUUCGUGCUAGUUUAACAAGCGUAGAUAUAUUCACAAAGCAAGUCUUACAAGAUUUAGAAAUAAUGACCAGGAAUUAUGAAGCUAUAUCAGCGAUUUGUGAAGGAUGGAAGGUUGAACUAGAAAAAGUACCCUUUGAUUCGGAUAAAAUUAAAUGCGAUGGUGAUGAAUUUACUAAUUAA